AUGGAUGCGGCAAGUAGAUAUGUCAUGUUCUUAGCGGUCUCGUCGAUCACUUCAAAGGCCAUCACUGAUACCAUCGACAAUCAAGUGUUCGGCUUGGUAGGAUCACCACUAUGCUUUGUGGCCGAUAACGGUACAUCCGUCCAAUCGGUGCACUUCCGUGGUUGGGCUGCGUCAUGGGGUAUCCAAGUGAGGUAUGUUCCAGUCUACUCGCCCAAUCGCAAUGGAGCUUUGGAGAGGCAACACGGGGUACUGAAGCAAGUUCUCAAAGCCAUGUGCAAAGGCAAUACUGAUCGCUGGCCUUCCUUCCUUGCUCUUGCUCAGAAGCGUUGCAACAAUCGCCUCCUCGAUGAUAGUUGUGAAUAUACUCCUCAGCAACUCUUCAUGGGUUCUUCUGAUGCCAGCUCCCUAGGUCGACGGUUCGAGGAUAUUUCCAACACUAUCACUACUGAUACGGUUAAGUUCGAAGCUGAGCGUCGAUUCUCUCGCCGUGAAGCUAUGAUCAAGGAAGUUCAUGACGCUAUGGAAGAAGCUGAGGCCAAGGUCAUGCUGAAGUUUGGUGAUCGCCUGUCGCGUCGUCGCACUUUUAAGGUUGGGCAGAAGGUGCUCAAGUGGAUCGACAACAAGUCUAAUGGUGUGCUUCAACCUAACUGGACAGGCCCUCUCACUAUCAAGGAGGUUCUCGGUACUGCUACUUAUCGUCUUAGUGAUGACACUGUUCACGCUGACCGAAACCUCUGUCUAUACUAUCAAUGA
Molecule: messenger RNA, 753 nt
Organism: Perkinsus marinus ATCC 50983
Lineage: Eukaryota; Perkinsozoa; Perkinsida; Perkinsidae
Product: gag/pol/env polyprotein, putative
Exons: 1
Coding region: 1-753 (250 amino acids)
Biological process (GO): DNA integration
Molecular function (GO): nucleic acid binding
Source: RefSeq, a predicted model, not a curated record